Messenger RNA from Boeremia exigua, 2039 nucleotides. RefSeq lists its product as uncharacterized. Lineage: Eukaryota; Fungi; Ascomycota; Dothideomycetes; Pleosporales; Didymellaceae. The coding region runs from base 1 to 1749 and encodes 582 amino acids. The transcript has a single exon. The record is from RefSeq and is a predicted model, not a curated record.
AUGCCGAAGCCAAAGAAGAUACCGAAAACGACGUCCAGUCCCGCAGAUCCGAACGAGCCUUCGUUUCUCACCACACUCCCGCCAGAGGUGCGCAACGCUAUCUAUGAGGCGCUAUUCAAGCGUGACGAUCCGGUUCUGCUGCAUGACGCCGAUGCAUGCUACCCGCGGUAUCCCGACCCCGCCAGCUAUAUGGCAGAUGAUGACCACAUGGAGCAACUCGAGUUCUACGAUGAAGAGAUCGAUGAGAACCUAGAAUCAGACCAUGAGUUCAACCAUGGUCUUGGCGGUGGACUGCCUUUGCUCUUGAGCUGUCGUCAGGUCUACCAUGAAAGCGUCGGGGUCCUGUAUGGAAGCAACACAUUCAUCAUCACUCGCGCACUCCCUUGCCACGAUGAAUACUUGAAUUCCUCUGGAUGCAACGAGUUCAAUCAAAUCAACUAUGCGCCGGUGUGGCUAUCUGGAAUCGGCUCGCAGAUAGAUCUGUUGCGCCAGGUUCUGAUUGAUGUCGGUACCACAUGUUUCUCACUGUGGAGAAUGGAAGCAGUAUGCAAAAUCAAGCCACUUCUGAUUCUAUUUUGGUCUUACCCUGAACUUGAAAGCAAAGUCGAGUUCUCCCCAACGAAGGGACGGGUCGCUCAUCCUGUGGAAGCUACAGCCAGACCGACAAACGAAGCAAGAGACAGAGCAGAGCUCCUCAACGGCAUUAUGAAAAGCCUUGGAACCCAGGAUAUCCUAAAUCUCAAACGCUACAGACACCUGAACCGUCUUCUCGGAUGUAUCUCAGUAUUCGAUGGUUCUAAGAAGCUUCAGGUCGACUUCCCUGCAACACACUCGGCUGUGUAUAAAGCCUCCAAUGACGGAACCUCCUUCAGACCAUGUCCUCGACAGCCACCGGAAAACUUGCUUCUCAUCUUACCGAAGAACGUCCUCUGUCGGAUAUGCGAGUUUCUGAAAUGCUCUUCCUUGGGAAUUGUUGCCGACUUGAACAAUCGAACAGUAGGAGGUCUUGACAUACGUAUCUUGCAGGCGGUCAAAUUUCUCCGUAUCGGUCGGUCACUGCUUGUUUCCAGUCUUCUGGCUCACCCAAUCACGGUGAAGGCUUCUACCACCAUGGCUAAGACAAGUUUUGAUGAUUUCUCUGCACUACGAAGCUUUUCCGAUAUGGUGACGGAUCUGUUUGGAUACCAUGGUGUAUUUGGAGACGUUCUUGAUGAAGCGAUAAAGCUAUACCCUUCGUCCUCGCUCAAUAUGGAGCUUCACUUCGGCUUGUGCAGCAACACAGCUUUGAGUGAGCUCGAGGUUGAUAUUCGAGGUCUUUUGUAUCUUUUAUGCCAGGCGCCUAGCCUCAAGAUCCAAGUCUCACUGACUUGUUCCCAAAAGGGGAAGUCGUACCAUGAGGUGCUCAAUGUCGACGUUGACAGUCUGAACUUGAACCUCUUCCUUGUCCUUUUAGACAUCAGGGAGCAAUGGCCAGCUGGAUUUCGAGCCUGUGAGAAUGUUACGUUCGACCAUAUUUGUAUGGAUGGUCGGGGUUCGUUGAAGAGUGUGACCUGUUCGAAGGCGUCUGGCAAGAGAACAUUCACGUACAAGAACAGCUUUGCCCACCACACAAAGGAACGCCUACAGCACCUCGGGUAUCAGCGUGCCAUGACCUACGUCAAUCUCAGUCCAUCAUACGCAGUCUUUGGUCGGGACCAGUUAGGCGACGAGCUCUCUAGCUUGCACUGGAAGUACUGGGCUCAUUUUUAAAGCAAGCGACUACUGCUACGCUGAACUUUGGCUAAUGAUUCCAAACUGCCACCUGGCUAAGUCACGGAUAUACGGACUGACGAUGACGACGAAGACGAGUAGAUGGUAUCAACCAUCCAAGUUUAUUGAGAGUAGUGAAUCCCUAGUUCAGCUCGGAAGAUUAGGAUCCGGCACUUGACGUUUUCAGUGGUCUCUGGAUCCAGUGAGACUGUCCAACGUUCGGUGAACACAGGGACUAGUUAUGAGUUUCUUGGAACUUGGAGGUGUGGUGGACAACAAGAGAUCCCACC